UGAAAAUGAAACGUGUUUGGUUUACUUUUAAAAUAAUUGAAUCGAUUUUGGGUUUGUGUUGUUUGGGCUAUCAUGCACGCGGUUUCCUAAACAUCACCUACAUACAAAGUCACUAUACAUAUGUGGCGGUAUUUGGUGGUUUUUCUCUGAUGGCCAUGUUUGGAUGCCUAAGUAUAUGCCUUAAAGAGCCCGUCUCAGCAUUGCGUGAAGGUUUAUUAAAUUGUAUUGCGGCCAUAGCUUUUAUAUUGGUGUCACUGAAUAGUAUGUAUCAUGCCGAAAAGGAUUUUCAUUUAAUGUAUUUGUCUGCCGAUGUUACGGACGAUAUUGAGGAGGAACAUUUGGAAGAAGUGGAGUUGACACAGCCGCCACAUCCAUUUUUUAAAUAUUCUAAGGCACAAAGUGUAGCGGCUUUGUGUUGUGGUUCUCUAUUUCUGCUGCAUGCGAUUUUGGCAUUUGAUUUGUCAUGGAGCGGUAGUGAAGAGUCGUUUGAGGUGAGUGAUGAUGAUGAGUUCGAUGAUGGUAGUAUAGCAGAGGAUGGUGGUAAAGUUCAACAACGUUUGCCCUAUUAUGUUUUUGGCAAGAAAGUUCACGACUGGUUAAAUCAUUUUGAUUGGUUUAAUUCAUUGGCUGAUAUAACGGCCAACAACAAUAAUAAUGAAGAAGAAUUGAAAGAAGUUAAUUUUCCGACAAAUUAAAUGGAAUUUUAUUAAUAAAUGAAAUAUCAAACACUUUUCUAAUUAAAAAACAGUUUAAAAAUAAACAAUUGCA
Molecule: messenger RNA, 768 nt
Organism: Lucilia sericata (common green bottle fly)
Lineage: Eukaryota; Metazoa; Arthropoda; Insecta; Diptera; Calliphoridae
Exons: 1
Coding region: 6-695 (229 amino acids)
Source: RefSeq, a predicted model, not a curated record